CCAAGGUGACCGUCCCGUGGUGUCAGUGUCACUCUUGCUGAAUUCUUCCAUAAUUCUUAAAGAUCGCGAAUGGAUGUCGCUUAAAGUCUCGUCAAGUUUCGCGCUUUGCUUGGUAAAUCUACGUUCGAGCCCCCAUUAAAAAAACGUGAAUUUCCUGUUGGUCGGAACAGACAGAAGAAUCUGAACGUCCCAACUGAAGAAAUGAGUGUCGAAGCGUCCAAGACUCAAGAAUGACAUCGGAGAUGAACCAAAAUACACACGUCAAACGGCAUUGGGUAAAAUUGGUGAACGUUACGAGCAGGAAUCGAGAAUGAAGACGAUCCUUCUGGAACUCUCUGGACCUGGCUCCAUUCCCGUGAAGGAUCCCGGCUCGCAUCGGUUAGGGUACACGCUGAUAAGUGUUUGGACAAAUCUGGUCACGUGCCCUGACCUCUUGCCGCCACGUGUCGGUGUUUAAAAGCAUUUCCUAGCACGCACCAGGGAACACGUGGCUUGAUAAAAUCGGUGGAUCCCCGGGACGUGACCAAGGGUGCUUAAACAGGAAUUCCUAUGGUAACUGUUUGGUAAUCCCAUGGUAAUGGGAUGGGACGGUUGACCGUUAACUGAAAAAUCCCGAUUCGUUUAGAGUUCGGAAAAAGAGUGGACCCUAAGCCCGAUUUCUUCGAGUCUCUGGAGGAUAUCCAAGCGGGAAAACUAGAAAAACGAUCGAGGUGUCAAGUGUUUCAGAUAAAUAGACUUGCGAACCGAAAAGUAGACUCUUCGGGCCCUCUGGACCGUAACGUAUAAUAGACUCUCCGAACUCUAGUUGUCUCUCUGAACUUUAGUAGACGCUCUGGUAGAAAAUCUUGCAAAUUUAAUGUUUCUCGUUUACUCGAAAUUUUCCAAAUUCGUUAUCGCACAGUCAUCGUUUACCAAUCUAGUCAACGUCCAGUCAGCGAUUCUAGUCGUAAAGCUCGAAGAAUUUCAAGUUAUGGACAGCGUUGGUUAACGUAUCUAUCAGGAGCAGAUAGAUUCUUCAAGAUGUAUUCGAUGGAUAAUAUCGAGCUGGACAUGAUGAAUAGGCAGUACAUGUACGAGGCUCACAGUUUUCUGGGCAAUCCAGCCAUUCCUGCUUUGCCGCCGCAUUGCGGCCCGCCGACCGCGGCCACUCUGCCUCCGAUUCCGUCGCAAUUGGUCUCUCAUCCUCCUGGAAGUACUGGGAGCACCAGUGGCAGCGAAAUUUACUUGUACGACGAGAAUAGCAGCGACAAUGAGAGUGCUUACAGUAGCGACCAGGAGAACCACUCCAGAGAAAGAAGUCAGAGCAAUAGACGCAACGGGGCAUCGGGAAAGAGUCCGAGACAGGCGGUGCAGCAGAGGCAGGCCGCCAACAUGAGGGAAAGGCGGCGUAUGCAAAACAUAAACGACGCCUUCGAGGGUUUAAGGGCUCACAUACCGACUCUUCCCUAUGAGAAGAGACUCUCCAAAGUUGACACUUUAAAGUUGGCGAUUGGAUACAUAAAGUUCUUGAACGAACUGGUCAGAGCAGACACGGGCAACGAUCCCUUGACAGGAAACGGUGGACACUCGAGAUGCUCCGGUCGGGACGACGCUAAGAAGGUCAUAGUUCGUGGCAGCGAGGGGAAUCCCUUCAUUUUUCAUUCCCUAUCCUGGUCCAGGAAGUCGGAUAUUUCCUCGAAUGGAACGAUGUACGCAAAGGUCUGGACACCAGAAGAUCCACGAGCAUCGAAGAACGGUUCAACGUUUGAGUAAAACUGUUCAGGUCUUCUCGAUGAUCCAGUGUUUCUCAAUCAAUGGCUAGGAUCCAUUUCAAAUGUUUGCAAACAAAUUAGUGAAAAGAUAAAGAGAAUUUAAAUUUCAUUCGAACAUUAUUAACUUUCGUUUAAUUUGAUUUUAAAUAAUAAUUAUAAUUUAAUAUUAUAUUUGACAUUCUAUUUUAUAUGUAACUUCAAAUUAAAUUGAAAUUUAUUUUGAAAAACUUUUUCUUAGGGCCAAAAUCACUGCUCUCCAUGUAAUUUGGUUUGUUCUUUGGAAAGGUUGAGAAGCACUGUCUUAAUUGUUAUUUAGUAUUUAAGGACCGAUAACUCUAGUCAUCUUUUUAUAAAUUUCUUCAAACGUUAGUUCCUUGAAUUUCGAAAUUAACCUUCGGGAAUAUAAUUAUUUUUCAAUAGAAACAAAGAUUUUUGUCUUCUUUUAGUCGAUAUCAACUACAUAUAUAUGUAAUACAGUACUGCGCGUGCAAUUGUUGUAAAAUACACUUUUGUGUCAUUUAAUUGAAGAAAUCUAGUCAAACUCUGCUAACGUUAACAGUAUUAUUAUCGUUAAUGCUAUUAUAUCUAAUUAUUGUAUCUGACGAAACGGUAACAAGUCAAAAACGAAGGAAAUGUUACUUUUAUUAUUAAUUUAAGUGAAAAUCGAAUCUAACGAUAAGCACAAUUUGUAUUCGGAUAAUAAAGUAAUAGUGUGAAUUUUAAUGAAAUUUUGAUAAUUCGCAUUGAAAUUUGCGAGAAACAAAUAAACGAUUUAAUAACGUGUAGACUGGACUGGACUGGUAAACUGAACGUUUCUUCUGAUUUCUUUGUAGCAAUGGUCAAAACGCUUAUACGACAUACAAACAAUUUAUGAAGAUUCUGUCGGAAUAUAUGUAUGUUUCUUUUCAUCGAUAAAAAUUGUGUUUUUAUUUUUCGUGAAAUAUUCUUCGACGGAAUUUUAAUUUUUGUAAAUACAAAACACUGUUAGAAGUAAAUAAUGUAUAAUACGAGUAAGUAGGUAUCGUUUGUACGUGAAAAGAGACGAAUAAUAGAGAUCGAAACAAUUGUCGACACCGUUGUCAUCGACGCCAAAUAAAUUAAUAGAUACUUCGAGUUUACCAUUGUUUUCAAUUUUCUCCUGAUGUAUUUUCCCUGCUUUCCCAUUCUUUUGCAAUUCUUUAAUUCGAUUAAUUAUUUACUAUCUCUUUGAUUUCUAAAUUUCCCAGUAUUCUCAAUCAUCUGCAUUAAAUAUACCGUUACACUUCGAUAUUCAGAUUGUUCGAGUCUUGCAUUGUAAAUCAAGAAAAUUUGAACUUUAUCGGAGCGCAUUGACCAAAUGUACGUCGCAAAAUGGCGGAUGGAAAACCGUAAAAAAAAAAAAAAAAGAAAAAAGAAAACGAAAAAGUACAACAGUAAACACUUGUGGAAAUUGUAGCACAGAAUUCGACAAAAAUGGGAGCAGAGAAGGAAGCUAGGCUGGAAGAGGGAGAGUGAUCGUGGGCGGUACGUCGAUAUUGCGACGUCGCGUCGCGACGCUCUGCAACGCGAGAAUAAUGGCGGCGACGCCGACGGCUGCGACUCUUCCCACGGGCACGAUCCUCUUUCCCUCUUUGCUAUUUUUCCAGUACGAACAAAUUGUCUUUGGAAAUAAGAAUACUAGCAUUCUAUUUAUUAACGAAAAUAUUGUUGUUCGUGAAUGGAGUUGCGUUAGAAUAGCAAGUUAUUAGAAGACUUGUAGAACACUUAUCAAUAAAUCACGUUGAUAAGUCUGGAAUUGAAAUAGAGCGAAAAUAAUUUUCCCAAAGAAGAUUAAGACUAUAUCUGUGACGUUGCCGAGCCACAGUAGCCCACAGCAUGACGUGGGGCUGGGGCAGUUAUCAGCUGUGAAAACAGCAUUGUUUAUAGACACCGCGACACAAUGAUGUGUAAUUGAAUCCAUAUUCUACCCUGUUGUAUACGGACCCUUUCAACAGAAGCGGAACACCCCUGGUGCCAGGGGGUGGUUACACUUAACGGUUUGGAAAUCGAGGGUGGCCGACGAUUUGUGGACAAUUAGGGAAGAUGUACAUGGCCCUAUGGACGAAUCAACCUUUUCCGGACGUUGUCCUUUCCUUUCCUUUUCUUUUCUUUUCUUUUUUUUUUGUUUGCUCUACUUUCCAAUCGCUUCUUCUUCUAACUCUAUUCAUUUUAUACUCUAUUAUCUAUUGUUCUAUCUCUACGAUAUUCGACCCUAUCGCGUCAUCGAAGUGGUGCAAACAUUAUCUACGAUUUACCCAGGUGUGUCUAUACACCUGCUCUUAUCAUCAUCGUUCGAUACUGUUUGUAACAGUAACACGUGUUAUCUUUGACACUUGUACCAGAGUGGCGAUUUAAACCCUAAAAUAUUGCGAUGCAGUAAACGAUCCUCCUGUGAUUAUCUCAAGCAAUGUUUGCCACUUGGGCUAGUUUCAUACUAACACUACUAAUAACAAUGGUAUCUCCAUACGAGCGUUUUCGAGCCAAUUCUUUAUUAAUUUUCAUGUUAAAUUCUACGCUGUACUUUGCACUCUAAAACUCUAAAGUAACUCCCCGCGUUUCAUUUGAACGAAUCCCUGAACAACCGAAGCUUCCUGGACAAAGAUGAGCUUGCGAUGCUUGAACGUAACGUAACAUUGCUAUUACGAGAUGAAUCGAGAAUUAAUACUUUAUUUGUGCGUCACUCCAGCUGCGAGGCUCAACACAAGUGCGACCCUCGUGACAAGAGGGUGUUCUUAAUGCGUCUCUGAUACGCGAAUGGGGCUGCAAGCGGUUUUCUAUGGUUUGCUAAUUUUCACGGGAUCACGGUACUGUGACGUUCGAGCCGAUUAGGUUCAACGUGGGGUACCGAACUUUCGCGCCUUCCCUCCGCCCCUUAACCACUUAUUUCUCCAUGGACCACGCGCGGCGGUUUCUAAUCGCUUUCGGAAUAAAAUAAAAUUAAUGAACACGUCGAUUCUUUCGAAAUAUCAAAUAACUCAUCAUUCGAGAAUUCGUUAUUAGUCGAUCUAGCCGGAUAGCUAGAUACAUUUGUCACGAUUAGAGGGAGACAUUGAAUUUACGUUGCUGUUUGUAAAAACAAGUAGCCUAGGCAGUGUAAUUGGUCUGAUAAGUAAGUAUUAUAAUUGAAUACUCUAAAACAGUAAAAUUUCUAGACAACAGAGUUUCGCGAUGAAAAGCUGAGAAUCGAAUUAAUGGUGUUACAUUCAAAGGCAGAAAUUUAGGGGGUCCGUUACACCGGCGCGGGAUAUUUCGAGUUGAGGGGUGCCCCGAGCAAAAGAGAGCAUUCACUUCAGUCACCCUUCCGUCCCGCCCCACCUCAAACCAGAUCCCUCCAGGGUGAAAAUUGGGGCACGCAAAUACCUGGACAGCUGCGUUCUGGGGGUGUUUCCAGAAGCUGUAACGGUGGACCUAGACGGAUCACUUUUAUGCUCGUAAUUUACUCGGAAUAUACUCCGACCGAUUGUCGUGGUCCGGGGAACACCAUUACUCUACUCGAUUGUCAUCAGUGAGCGAUUAGAUUCCUGACACAGCUACAUUUCCUUUUAUUUAACCUGUUACCAGUUUACGUGCAUCGAUUGAAUAAUAUCAAACUCAGUUGCCAAUAAUCUUUAUCACAGAUAUGCUUAAUAACAAAUAAAAUAUUACAUUAAUGUUUCUCCCCUUCCUGCAUAAAAUCCUUCUAUUUCUUUUCUGGGAACUGGGGAACCCCCGCCACCAUAUG
Messenger RNA from Hylaeus volcanicus, 5490 nucleotides. RefSeq names its product pancreas transcription factor 1 subunit alpha-like (gene Fer1). Gene Ontology annotation, molecular function: DNA-binding transcription factor activity, RNA polymerase II-specific; RNA polymerase II transcription regulatory region sequence-specific DNA binding; protein dimerization activity. NCBI's taxonomy places the organism in Eukaryota, Metazoa, Arthropoda, Insecta, Hymenoptera, Colletidae. The coding region runs from base 1021 to 1752 and encodes 243 amino acids. Gene Ontology annotation, biological process: developmental process; regulation of transcription by RNA polymerase II. The transcript is spliced from 3 exons. The record is from RefSeq and is a predicted model, not a curated record.